GGGCGUGUUGUCAUGGCUGUGUACUGCAAAACCUUCUAAUAUAGUAAAUACUUAUUUGUCCAAAAAUAAGACAUGUCAGCGUUGGCGGUGGACAGCAACAUGGAAUUAUAUAUCACCUCAAAGUAAAUAUUCUUGACAAAGGCCUGUCACCCCAGAUCUGUUCCCGGAAACACCCCUGGUGCCGUCCCUACCCACAAUAUCGUCGGCACGAGCCAGCUCCGUUCCUCACAAGCCCCGGAGGCGCAGCAGCAGCGGGAGCGAAAGCGCUGCCAGGCCCCGGCCGUUGCGCUCAGCCCCCAAGCCAGGCCCCAGCAGAGGCAGCAUGGAGGUGGGCAUGCGCGUGGUGCGUGGCCUGGACUGGAAAUGGGGUAACCAGGAUGAUGGCGAGGGCCAUGUGGGCACUGUGGUGGAGAUUGGACGGCAGGGCAGCACCACCACGCCAGACAAGACGGUGGUGGUACAGUGGGACAGUGGCACACGAACCAACUACCGAACUGGCUACCAGGGUUCCUACGACCUGCUGCUUUAUGAUAACGCUCAAAUCGGCGUGCGUCACUCCAACAUCAUCUGUGACAGCUGCAAGAAGCACGGCAUCAUGGGAAUGCGAUGGAAGUGCAAGGUGUGCUUCGACUAUGACCUGUGCACCCAGUGUUACAUGAACAACAAGCACGACCUGAGCCACGCUUUCGAGCGAUAUGAGACGGCGCACUCUCAGCCAGUGAGCUUGGCACCAAGGCAGAACCUCCCACGGAUCAUCCUCAAAGGAAUCUUCCAGGGUGUUAAAGUAGUUCGUGGACCUGACUGGGACUGGGGCAACCAAGACGGCGGGGAAGGUAAGGUUGGUAAAGUAGUGGACAUUCGAGGCUGGGACACAGAGUCUGGUCGCAGCGUGGCCAGUGUCACCUGGUCUAAUGGCACCACCAAUGUCUACCGAAUGGGUCACAAGGGCAAAGUAGACCUCAAAUACGUGUCCGACGGCCAAGGAGGCUUCUAUUACAAAGACCACCUACCAAGGCUUGGAGAGCAUGCAGAGCUGCAGCGCCAGGACAGCGCCGAUGGUCACUCCUUCCAGCAGGGCGACAAGGUCAAAUGUCUCUUGGAGGUGGACAUCCUGCGACAGAUGCAGGAGGGCCAUGGAGGCUGGAACCCAAAAAUGGCUGAGUACAUUUGCCGGAUCGGGACGGUUCAUAGAAUCACUGACCGAGGAGAUGUCAGAGUCCAGUACAGCAACAACAUCCGCUGGACUUUCCAUCCUGGGGCCCUCACCAAGGUGAACACAUUUGGAGUCGGUGAACUAGUGAGAGUAUUGGAGGACAUCGAGAAUGUGAAGAGACUGCAGGCUGGCCAUGGAGAGUGGACGGACAGCAUGGCUCCUGUGCUUGGCCAGGCUGGGAAGGUGUUGAAAGUAUAUGCGGACGGUGACCUACGGGUGGCGUUUGGAGGCCAGACAUGGACGUUCAACCCAGCGUGCCUCUCUGCUCAGACCGUGGAGGUGGACGCCAACCUCAUGACGGCCGAGAACCCCAGCGAAUCUGGAAGUACUGUCAUCUCAGUGUUGGAGAAGCUGCUGUCUCAGUCCACAGAACAGGACAACCCCAGCCGGCUGGUCAUUGAGGCAGCACACGGCAGUGCCAACAAAGUGCGGGAGUUGGUGCAGAAGUAUCCUGACAAGGUGGAUAUAAAGAACCAGGGCAAGACUGCACUACAGGUUGCUGCUCACCAAGGCCACAUGGAGGUGGUGAAGGCCCUGCUGCAGGCCAACAGCUCCAUCGAAGUCAAGGAUGAAGAUGGAGACACAGCGUUGCACUACACUGCCUUCGGUAAUCAGGCAGAGAUCACACGGCUGCUGUUGAGCAAGGGGGCAAAUGUCAACCUCCUGAACAACUCCAUGUGCACGGCGCUCCACAUCGCCGUCAACAAGGGCUUCACUGAUGUAGUUCGAGUGCUGACCGAACACUCGGCUGAUGUCAACCUCCAGGAUUCAUAUGGGGACACACCGCUCCAUGACGCCAUUGCUAAAGAUUUCCGGAAUAUCAUUGAGAUCCUGGUCCUGGUGCCCAACAUCGACUUCACACAGCAGAACCACAGAGGCUUUAACCUGCUGCACCAUGCUGCCCUCAAGGGAAACAAACUGGCCACAGAGAAGAUCCUGGCCAGAGCGCGGCAGCUGGUGGACGUUAAGAAGGAGGACGGCUUCUCCGCGUUGCAUCUGGCCUCCCUCAACAACCACCGGGACGUCGCCGAGAUCCUCGUCAAGGAGGGACGCUGUGACAUCAACAUCCGCAACAACCGGAACCAGACGCCGCUGCAGCUGGCGGUGACGCAGGGCCACACCGACCUGGUGCAGCUGCUGGUGUCCGAGGGCGCCGACGUCAACAUGGAGGACGAGGACGGCGACACGGCCAUGCACGUAGCCCUCCUCCGCCCGCAGCUGGCCAACGUCAUGCUCAGCCCCGCCGUGGGAACCAGCAGCACAGAAGAAAGCAGCGAGGGUUGCUCCUCCACGUCGCUCUACUGCAGGCUGAGCGCCUCAGGUCUUCUGGGGAAUACCGAGCUGAGUGUCGGCGCAGCCAUCGCUUGUUUUCUAGCGCAGGAAGGCGCUGACAUCAACUACGCCAACCACAAAGGAAAGAGUCCGCUGGACCUGGUGGCAGACAGCACGAUGCUGCAGCUCAUCAAGGGCUUCUCUGAGAAACACAGGUUGCAGCGUCUGCAGGCCAUCACCUGUGGACAGGGUCUGAGCAGCGCCAGCCUGCGGCGGGUCCACACGACACCCAACACCAUGACCAACCUGGUUCUUCCCACGCCGCCGGGGCCCAGCGAAUGCCUCAUCUGCUCUGAGCUGGCUCUGCUGGUUCUCUUCUGUCCCUGCCAGCACAGCGUGGCCUGUGAAGAGUGUGCCCAUAGAAUGAAGAAAUGCAUCAAAUGCCAAGUCACAAUCACCAAGAAAAUUAGACAAGACCAAACGGAGGUGGACUGCAGCCCCGGCACCGAGAACUCAGAGCAGCACAACCUGCUGGAGCAGCUGCAGUCUCGAUACCGCCAGAUGGAGGAGCGGAUCACCUGCCCCAUCUGCAUCGACAACCACAUCAAGCUGGUCUUCCAGUGCGGACACGCCUCCUGCAUCGACUGCAGCGCCGCGCUCAAGACCUGCCCCAUCUGCCGGCAGACCAUCCGCGAGCGCAUCCAGUUAUUCGUCUGAGCUUCUCUGUCCUCUCAGCUCUUUAACCACCCAAAGAGGAUGGGGGCCUGGAGAGAAGAGGGGAUGGGAGGGGGGGCAGCUGUUUGAAGACCCAGUGACCUACAUCUGCCUGUCGCACCCUCCUGCUCAUCCCUCUCCCUCCUGACUGAAUACAGUCCAUAGGUUGCUUUAUAAAAAAGACGCUGUGUUACGUCGCUCUGUUUGUUACAUUUCGAGUAGUUUCCCUCUCGAGCAGCGCAGACAGGAACAUGCUUUAUUUUUGCAGUCAGAACUGAUGUUCCACAGAGCCCGACAGGAAGCAGACGAGGCGAAAUUGUGAGGCGAAGCUGCCACUUUGAGUACUCUGAUUGGUCAGCCGGAGAAAAAAAAAGCCCCCCCCCCAACCCUUAUUUCCCUCACUCCUCACCCAGCUUCCAGCUCCUGUAAUCUGUCCUAUCUUUGCUGCUUUAAGUGGAUGUCUGUUACCCAUCAUCCUCUCUGGCUGUCCGGCCUCCUCUGUUUACAAGGCUGCGCAGAAUCAGUCCCCCUUCUCGUCUUCUCGCCCCCCUCAGCCUGUCCUGUGAAUUAUGUUUGCUCUCAUUUGUACCAGUCUCUUAAUAAUCAGUGUUAGUCUCUGCAGAGGGAGUUGGUAUAACUAAAGGCUCUCUAUAUAGUCCCCAACCACUCGCCUGUAUGCAAGGGGAAAUACACACUAUAUAUGCAUGAAUAUAUGCAUAUUGUAAAGCUGAAAAAUGACUGUGUUGUCAUGGGUGAUUUGUCGUCGUUGUUGUUUUAUUUCUCGCUGGUUACAUUUGUGGUUUUUAAUGUACCGAUCAUUACAGGUUUUUAUUUAUGUGUGAAAGGUGGUAUUACUUAGUAAUGUCCUUUUUUUCAGUUGGUGUUUGCUUGGCAAAAAAAAAGUUUUUGUUUCUACUGAACUUCACCCCAAGCCUAUGUCCUCUACUCAGGGUAUCAAAUCAUUGAAAGCACUUGUGAUAUCCACGACAGGUUAAAGAGCUCCUCCUCCUCCUCCACACACACACACACACACACACACACACACACACACACACACACCAUUACAGAGCUACAGUGUAUCUGAUCGUCGUUCAGGGUCACUGAAAGAAAAAAAAGGUCAUUAAUUAAUUAAUGACUCAAAAUUCACUUUCAAAAUGUCAUUGUCAUUGAAUGUUUGCAGAAGAGUUGCUGCAACAAAACUGGCAUUUAUCUCCAAAAUACCGCCACAAUAAAAGCCUCAGUCUGUCUGUAGAGACCCCAUUGAGCAGUGGAUACUCGUGUUUUGUUAUUUAUCCACCAGAUUUAUUGUAAGAUAUAGAAUCAGAAGGGCAAAAACAUUGUUGUGUUGCGCCUCUAGUUCCACAUCUACCUUCCCAAUGGAGUCAUUUGAGAAGAACCCCCCCCCCCCCCCCCCCCCCUCUCUCUUUCUCCUCUGGAGUUCUGGAUUGUACAUCAUCUUCAUCCUUUCUAAUGUUUUGGUGUGUUUUCUUGAAGGGCUUAUGCAUAUGAGAAAAAAAAUCCUAUCUAUUUUAAUCGUUAUUUAAUUUUUAUUUUCUAUAAUAAACUUCCAGAGACAGGAGGUUUUUUUCUUUGUCUUUUUUUGGUCUUCAUUAGAUCCCAAAUUUUGGGAGAGCCAAUGUUUAAAGAUGUACAUUUGAAUGUCGGGGAAGAAAAAUGUAUCCUGUCUCACUCUGCCUUUUUUAUGUGUAAAGAGAAAAAAAAAAGAUGUAAGAGAAGGAACUGGAGAUGUUUUACUUCGAGGAAAGAACUUUUACAUCUGUGCCAAAAUCGCAUGAGGAUGUGCAUGGGCAUGCACGCCCGAAUUUAUCUAGACGCACUAUGCUAAACCCCUCCCAGCUCAAGCGAGGGUUCAAUUAUUCCAGCAGUGUGAAAUAAACUAAAAGCAAAUGUUUAAUUUCAUGUUAUCUCAGCACACUCAGUUACUGGUGUUAGCAGGUUAACCUCCUAACGUUAUCGAUAGUGCUCUGAACCUCCUCAUGUUCUCAAUGAUGACUUCCAAAAUAUUAUCAGUCCCAUUUUGUUUGGAACUUUAUACAAGUAUAUAUAUUUAUAUUUUGUGAGACAUUAUCAAUCAAGGGACACGUUUCUUACAGAAAUUUCAACAUUUUAAGGAUUGUCCGUUGGUGUUCUGAGUUGAAGGGUUUACAGGCAAAGGCAAUAAUGUUUUUCGAAAAAUGGGGAAGAUGUUUGAGUUCUUUUUUCUUUUCUUUUUUUUCCCCCUUAAGGACGUCGGUGUGAGGGCGCGAUACAAUUUAUGUAUAAAAACACUAUCAAAGCAGCAAAUGUUACUCUUGGUGUUUGUACAGUUCAGCUCUUGGAGUUCUGAUGUUGGCCUUACUGUCCAUUCCUCCUCUGUUGAUGUUUUUUCAGUUGUAUUCUGUACAAAAAUAUUUUGCAAUAAAUAUGGAACUGUUUUCUAAGGA
This is a messenger RNA of Centropristis striata (black sea bass), 5643 nucleotides long. It is a transcript of the gene mib2, whose product is annotated as MIB E3 ubiquitin protein ligase 2. The coding region runs from base 323 to 3202 and encodes 959 amino acids. NCBI's taxonomy places the organism in Eukaryota, Metazoa, Chordata, Actinopteri, Perciformes, Serranidae. The transcript is spliced from 19 exons. Gene Ontology annotation, molecular function: ubiquitin-protein transferase activity; zinc ion binding; protein binding. Gene Ontology annotation, cellular component: cytoplasm. The record is from RefSeq and is a predicted model, not a curated record. Gene Ontology annotation, biological process: protein ubiquitination.